Messenger RNA from Aethalodelphis obliquidens (Pacific white-sided dolphin), 5886 nucleotides. RefSeq names its product calcium binding tyrosine phosphorylation regulated (gene CABYR). Gene Ontology annotation, molecular function: calcium ion binding. Gene Ontology annotation, cellular component: sperm fibrous sheath; cytoplasm. The transcript is spliced from 4 exons. Lineage: Eukaryota; Metazoa; Chordata; Mammalia; Artiodactyla; Delphinidae. Gene Ontology annotation, biological process: sperm capacitation. The record is from RefSeq and is a predicted model, not a curated record. The coding region runs from base 4130 to 5788 and encodes 552 amino acids.
CGCGGCAUAUGGGAUCUUCCCUGAUGAGGGAUCGAACCCGUGUGCCCUGCACUGGCAGGUGGAGUCUUAUCCACUGCAGCACCAGGGAAGUCCCUGCUUUACAACUUCUAACUUAUGCCUCAUAUUAGGAAAGUACUCAGCUGCAAGUAACAGAAAACCAAUUAGCAGUGAAAAACAAGAUAUCUGGAAGUGCUGUUCAUUCUGCUGCUGAUAUUAUAAUAAUAAAGCAUCAAUUAUCUAGGUUCUCUGCUUUAUCAUUCUUAGCAUAUUUUGUUUGUAGCCUCAUGCCACUGCUCUAGGCAUUAUAUCCAUGUAUAAAUCAGGAAGGAGGAGGAAGUGGUGGCAUAAAUGAUACUUUUUUCUUUCAUUAAAAAAGUAAAAUCUAAAAAGUCUAGCAGACUUCCACUUCUGUCCCAUUGGCCAAGGGAGACUGAUAAAUUUUCUGAUAAGGGAAAUCAGAAUGCACAGGGCUGGUUUACACCUGUACUCUGCAGGGGCUCUUUGGCAUCUUGGAUGGGGCAAUUGUGCAGAGAAGGGGCACAAUUGUGCAGAGAAGGGGCACACCUGCCCCUUCUCAUUUAAGCUUAACAAAAAUUACCUAAAAGCCACUGUAUCCAAUACAUAUUUCAGUCACUGCACUGAUCACAUUGUCAUCUGUUUAUGUGCCUCUAACCUUAAUCAGACUGUACUAUUUAGGAGAUUCCCCAGUGUCUAUCCCAUAAUAGGAAUUAAGGAUUGGUGACUAAAGAAUGAAUAUAAGGAAGAGAAGAGAGGAAGGAGAGAAAAGAAACAGACCACCUACUUUAUAGUCACUGGUGUUCAUCAUUCCAAUCAGUUCAACACACAGUAGUUGGAAUCUUUUUCUCUUUUAAACUUUUAAAACUAUAUGUACCUUACUACUUCAAAUUCUUGAGUCCAAGCACUCCUGUGAGUUCCCCUCCUGCAGUCCUCUCCUCUCCCCUCUCCUAUUAAUCACUUCUCCCAUCUCCUAUUCUGUCCUGCUUCAUAUUCUCCUCUUGUCUGGGACAGCUUUCAGAUUUCCCUUCAGUGCCAGAACAUGCCUUUUUCCUUAUUCUUCCCUGAUCAUGCCCCAAGCACCCCAAGUCUCCACGUGAGUUCUGCCUAUUCCAAGAAAUACUGUAUGCUUGGAAUGUAUCUAUCUGAUUGGUUUCAUGGAAAAUCAGGAUUCUACCGUGAGUUUUAAUCAGUCAUUUAUUAAACUUAGAAAGAAAUGUUUUAGAGGAAGAAGUGCCUUCAGUGAUGUAUGUAAUUCUGAGAGUUCAUGCAGUUUUUUGUUUUUUGUAGUUCAAGUGAAACCAGAUUACUGACGUCAUACUGAGUUCAUCUUCAUGAGGUUGACAUGUAAGAUCAACCUAUAGCAAACCUAGUUUACAACUUUAAGAAAUAGUUUUCUACACAAACAUAAUCUCAAUGUUACAAGUCAGCAAUCUUUGGAACUGUUAAACAGACCUUAAAACAUUAGAGAAAAGCUCUUUACCUUUUGUAAUAAUAGAUAUCAACAGGAACGCAAUAUAAUUAUGUGAUAACUUGUUUGUGUAUGUUUGCUAACAUUCUGUCAUGUAUUCUAAACAAAACCAAAUGGUUCAUCUAGUGCUUUACAUUUUCAAAAACACUGUUAAAGCUUAAGGUAUUUGAUCUCAAUUUAAUGUUACAGUGAUGAAAUAUAUCUAUUAAAAAUAGUAUAUAUGACAUAUAUGUAUGUAUGUAUAUAUACAAAUACAUAUAUUAUAAAUGGGAAAAAACACCCUGCAUUUUAUCAUCCAGAUUAUGAAAUUGCCAAUUAAUUUUCAUCAAAGCUGAUUUAAAGAUGUGAGGCUUAUAAUUUUUAAUUUGAUAUCACAUUUCUAAACUUUUUAAACUAGGUGUUGAUUUAUUCUUUCCCCAUUUAUAUGUGAUUUACAGUUUAUAGAACACUUUUAGGUGAAUGACUCCAUUUAAUCUCUACAAAACCUCAGUGAGGUCAGAAUUAAAAUCCCCAGUUUGCACACCAGGAGGUUGAAGCUCAGAACCGUUGACUUGGCCAUGCAUCUAUUCAACCACAGUCAGGACUGAACCCAGAUCUUCUCAUACACCUUUUUACUAUGAAAAAGUUGUGGGGAAGGAAGCAAUAUCAUAAAUUCUCUGAUGAGUUAUGAUUCAUAAUUAUAUAAUGCUUUACCUUUCCAGAAUGGUUAUUUAAUAGGGGACUUCUAGAGGCAAAAAUACUAAACCUAAAGAUUAAGCUCCUAGAUAUGAUUCCAGGUACGACAAGCCUGUGAGAUACUUUGAAAAGGGCAAGUGUCCCUUUCCACAGAAGCUGAAUUCCUAUCGUGUAAGUGAUGUAUCACAUGAGUCCCAUGCAGGCAAUCUAGGGAUUGCAGUGAUCUAGUCCCUAAAUUGGUUGGGUUCUUGAAAACUCUCAGGGGAAAUAAAUCAUUACUUGGGGAAUUUAGGUCCUUGUGGGGGAAAAGAGUGUUGUAGAGGCCUUGAACUGCUGUGUAGGUGUCUAGGUGAGUCUAGUGAGAAGUUGGGCUUGGGCUUCGUGGUGGCUCUCCUACCUUCACUGUUCCACGGGCCUCAAAUUCCUUUAGCGGUGGGCUGCCUGACCUUGCCCUCGGCCUUCCCUGCCAGCCGGCCCCACUGAGGGCAUCUCUCCCCACACUCUUGCCCCUCCCUCCAGGGGCAGCUGCUGUUCCUCGUUGCUGGUCCUGGGCUCUCGGGGCAGGGAUUCUCUGACCUAGGUGGUCUUUGCACCAGGCAUUGAGGAUGGGGCUUUCUCAGUGUUCCUGUCAGUUGUCCGCUGCAAUCUCUGCCUCGUAUCUGUGGUCAGUCUUGAGCUAGUGUUUCCUGCCUCUGCCCCAGGGGUAGGAAGGAGCCCUCUGUUUGCUGUUGAUAUAGGAUUCCCCUCUGGCCUUCUACCCUGCUUCCAUCUUCCACAAAAGUGCCUGUGAGUGUGAACUUCUUGUGUCUGGAGUCCCAGACUAUUCCAGACAGACAUCUUAGCCCACAUUUGGCUUUCAUCAGUUCAUUAAGAUUUUGGCUGAUACCUUACCAGCUGGUAUGGUGGUGACGUUUCCAGGCCCUGCCACAGAUGAGGGAGUUCUGUGGCCCUUCUCUCCUUGGAAGGGCUGGUUACUCUUUGGAAAUCAGAUUACUUGACUGCCUUGUGACUCUGCUCUCUGAUGGGCGCAUAGUUACCAUUUUGACAUUUAUCUGGCUUUUCCUCAUUGUGAUGGGCAGACAGUUUGUGCAGCGUUAUCUUAAGCGUAAGGCCAGGCUUAUUUAAACAAAAUUUCCCUUAUUCCUCCAGCCGGAGGAUAUCUUUUCCUCCUCUGAGCUUCCAUAGGUCUUAAAUGGUACCCUUGUUAAGUACUUACACUUUUAACCUGUAAUAUCUGUAUAUCUUAUUUCCCCUAAGCUUUAUGAGGUCUUGUCCUAAUAAUUUUUCCAUCCUCAACAAUGCCUAGUGUACAGUAUUUUACACACAGCACAAACAGUCAAGUGUAUUAGUGGGUAAAGGGCUUUGACUGGAAAUGGGUGGGGAAGUCCUGAGGAGGUGGCUGGUUAGAAAAUGAGGUCAUUGUUCUAGAAGCAGAGGGAGGUAAGAGUAGAUGUGGCUUUUCUGUCUUUAUGUAACUUUUCUUAGCAUGUGAGCGUUUGUGUGGUAUCCACGUCCAGAAUUAGACACCUGAUCCGAGUUUACAGAAAAUCAGCCGCUAAUGUAGGAGGAGACCCUGGAGGACACUGUUCUUUGGAAAAGAGCUGGACCCAUGAAGACACGUUUCCAAAGUUUUGACUUGAAGCAAGUAUGUUCUUGUAAGGCAAAUUCUCCUCUUCCUGCAGAUUUCAUGAUAUUAGGUAAAUGCUUCCCCAAAGAGAGAAUCCUCAGUAAAGUAAGCAGAUGUGAAAACGUCUGAUGAGGUUAGACGUGUGAGUGACAAGCAGAACGCUGAGUGCAGAAGAUGAUGUUACAGCAGUUUUCUAGCUCUAGGGGUUUCUGUGUGUCAUCAGUUGUCUUGACCUUCUAAGCCAUGGUUUUUUUCCUCCUGCCUGAGGAUCCACUGAGCCCUACUUCUGGAACCAGAGCUGUCUAUCUGCUGCUCUUCUGGGGGAGAAGUGGUCAGAAGGAAUGGCACAAGAGAAGAAACCAGAAUGUGUGAAAGAGCCAGAAAGAACAUCUACAGUUUCCCAAGAACCUAAACGGAUGGAAAAAUCUACGGACACAGAGGAGGACAACAUAACUGCACCGCAGUUUAGCAACAAAACCACGCAGUUCCCGUCGGUUCAUGCUGAGCUGUUCUCAGAGCCUGAGGGCGCCCCUGAAGCAGCUCGUGCUCCUUCGAAACCGACCGCCCCUGAGAAUGCCACCCCGGCCUCACCGCCGUCGCCAGCAGCUGUCUCACCCGAGCUGGCCUAUGUCCCUGCUGACCCAGCUCAGUUUGCUGUUCAGAUGUUAGGUAAUGUUUCUCCGGUUCAUUCGGAUCACUCUGAAAUUUUAGUGGUGGACGUGGCAACAAGUAUGCCCGUUUUUCCCGAGGAGAUGCUGAGCUCAGAGGCUGCUGAAGAUGAUGUGGUGGCCACUCCUGUGCAUUCUGGAGAGAUGGCAGCAGUGCAGGUUCUGAGCGAGACAUCUGUCCAUGUAGAUUUGGGUCCUAAACCUAAACACCAUAAGGCUGAACCACCAAUGGCUUCCUCAUUCCCCUUGCAGGAUGAACAAGAACCUCCUGCUUACAGUCAAGCUCCUCAGGUCCCUUUGCAGGCUGCUAUUGAGGUGACAUCCACCACGCACAUAGCAUCUAUCGAUAAAGAUGAGCCUGUGAUCGAAGGAGCUACUAAUGUUGAGCAAAUACUGGAACAAACGGUUAUCCCCUUUUCUGAUCAUGUUGCUUGUCUUAAAGGAAAUGAGCAGUCACCACCCCUUAGUCCCAUACUUGUAGUAGGCGAGACAGCCUCACACGGGUCUGAAAAAUCUGUGGGUUCUGCAAACUUUGUGCAGUUGGAGAGUGCAAAAUAUGACUCCUCAGUACAUGUGGAGGCAGACGGCUCUGCCACAACAGUGAGCUCUGAAAUAUCUGUGCACAUUGAAGUGGACAUCUUUGCGCUCGCCCCUGGCAGUGCUGGGCAGGAGGACUCAUGGGAAAACCGUGCGUCCCAGGAGACGGAGGUCAAACCCGCGCUCUCAGGGGAAGCCGCACAAGUAGUGCGCUCAGCAAUAGCAGCAAGCGAAGCAGGACAACCACCACCAUAUUCUAACAUGUGGACCCUUUAUUGUCUAACUGACAUGAGUCAACAAAGUCGCCCGUCACCACCACCUGCACCUGGGCCUUUCCCCCAAGCAACCCUCUAUUUACCUAAUUCUAAGGAGCCACAGUUUCUGCAGCACCCACCAAAAGUUGCUUCUCCAACUUCCGGGAUGAUGGACAGCAAGACGACCAGUGCCCCGCCUUUCAUUUUAGUGGGCUCAAAUGUUCAGGAAGCACAGGACUGGAAGCCUGUUCCCCAGUCAGAUGCCUUGAAGAGAUACACUGCAGUGCAAGUCCCCAUUGCUGUUCCUGCAGAUCAGAAAUUCCAGAAACACACCCCCAAUCCCCAGAAUGCUAAUCCUCCUACAAGUGGACAAGAUGUCCCCAGACCACAAAGUCCAGUUUUUCUUUCUGUUGCUUUCCCGGUAGAAGAUGUAGCCAAAAAACGUUCAGGAUUUGGUGACAAAGGUACUCCCUGUGGAAGUUACGGUAUCGCUGGAGAAAUAACUGUGACAACUGCCAAUGUUCGCAGAGCAGAAACUUGAAACUGGCAGGUGCCGAAGAUGACACUGUUUGAGCUGACCUUCACGGUGGAGUCUGCCACCGAGCGUAAUAUAUCAAUAAACUUCAUGCAAGCAUAAAA